Molecule: messenger RNA, 1687 nt
Organism: Dryobates pubescens (Downy woodpecker)
Lineage: Eukaryota; Metazoa; Chordata; Aves; Piciformes; Picidae
Product: tetratricopeptide repeat protein 34
Exons: 7
Coding region: 83-1687 (534 amino acids)
Molecular function (GO): protein binding
Source: RefSeq, a predicted model, not a curated record
AACCAUCUUCACAAUCAAGUCCUACGUGCCAUGGAACCAAAGAGGCCUGCUGCUAAAAGUUCUCCAAGAAGAAGGACAGAAGAUGCUGCAGAAGAAGAGAGAUGCCCCUGGGGUUUUCCAGCUGGCCUCUCUCUUGGUGGAGCUGGACCCCUCUGAUGAAGCAUCACGGAUCCUUUGUGCUGAUGCCCUCUACCAGAUGGGCUGUGUAGAAGAAGCUCACAAGCUCCUCUCAGUAGCACUCUCCAGAAACCCACAGAGAUCUCCCAUCCUGGCUAGGCUUGCACUUCUGCAGCUCAAGAAAGGAUUCAUGUAUGAUGGCAACCAGCUGCUAAAGAAAGUGAUCAGAAUUGGAGACACCUCCUGCCUGCUGCCAAUCAUGGACAUUUUCAAAGAUGAGGACAGGAAGCUGAUGCAAAGGCACUGCCACUUCAGAGCACUGACCAUCCUGAAGAACACACAGGAGGAUGCUGACAUCAAGGAGGCCAUUGCCUACCUUUCCUUUGCCAUCAUUGCUUCAGGUGGCUAUGCUGAGGAUUGUCUUCUCAUCAGGGCUCGAUGCUAUGGCCGCCUUGGCCAGAAGAAAACUGCCAUUUUUGAUUUCAAUGCCAUCCUGAAAGAGGACCCCAGGAACGUGAAAGCUCUGAGUGGACGAGGACUGAUUUACCUUGCUCUGAAGCAGCAGAAGGAGGCAGUGCAAGAUUUGAUCUCAGCACUGAAGGUGGAGGCAGGAGCAGUGAUCCAAACCAUCCUGUCCUUAAAGCAUGAACCCCAAGGGCUGAUCACUCAGUGGCUCCUUCAGCAUGGCAGGACUGCGUUAGCUGAGCUCGUUGCUACCAAAGACCUUUCAAGAGAAGAAACCCUCAGGGAUCUUCUGCUGAUUGCAAAAGCACUCAUUAAGAUUUGCAGGGAUGUGCAGUACCACAUCUUCUACACAGAUGUUUUGAUUGCAAAUGGUAAGUAUGAAGAGGCCCUUACUCACCUGCAGAAAGCAUUUGGCCACUCCCUUGGUGAUGACUUUGCUGGUGCAAGGCUGGCAGUGCUGCAGCUGAAGAGGAGGAACCUGGCAGUGGCAGCUCACUCCUUCAGCAUCCUGGCCAAGAGAGACGAAGGGGAGUUGGAGUUCCUCCUGAACUUUGUAGAUGCUAAGCAACAGCAGCACCUCUGUAAGGCAGCAGCCCAGGAAGGAAAUGCACUGACUAAGAGCCGCCGCUACGAGAAGGCUCUCGGUUAUUACACCCUGGCUGUCUUGGCCAGCAAAGAUAACCCAAGGUACCUGAGGCAGAGAGCUGCUUGCCUCAUGCACCUGAAGAGAUAUGACAAAGCUUUAAAAGAUAUGGAGAAAGUGAUCCAGAGGCACAGCUCCAACAGCCUCAAAACGCAGGUGGAGGACCUCUGCGCCAAGGGUCGCCUGCUGCUGUGCAUGGCUGAGGAAGCAGCAGCAGUCCAGCAGUAUAUUGAGGCGCUGCAGCUGGAGGAGUCCAUAGCCUUGUGCAGCAUCAUGAAUGCUCCUGGCAGUGACAUUUUAAGCAAGACAUUUCAUAAGGUUGCACAACACAACUUCGACACUCAGCGCUACGAAGAGGCCUGGAAGAUCACAGACUAUGGGCUGAAGAUUGAUAACAACACCGAACUGAAAAAGCUGAAAACGAGGCUGAAGAGAGAGGCAUCGAGCUGUAGCAUACACUAA